Molecule: messenger RNA, 1009 nt
Organism: Acaulospora colombiana
Lineage: Eukaryota; Fungi; Glomeromycota; Glomeromycetes; Diversisporales; Acaulosporaceae
Source: the annotation of a GenBank genome assembly
GUCGCUGAAUCUUCGAAUGCUGGAAAUCUUUACCAUCCCUUCUGCUCACUCGAUGACUGGAGCCUCGCACAAUGGUUUCAUGAAGCUGGUGUAUCAAUGUCCCAGGAGCGGUGCUACUCUCCAAAAGAAGCUGGAACAGUUGCCUGAUACCCGCAUGCCGUGGAAAACGAUAGAUGUUUGGCCUUCCUCAGGCAAUACUUCCUCCCCGGUCGUUCUCUACCAUAGGGAUCCGGUGAAAUGCAUCCAAUCUUUACUUGACCGACCUCACUUGCAAGACGCACUCGAAUUCGCACCCCGACGCAGUUGGGAAGACGAAAACCGUCAGAGCCGACUAUACUCAGAGAUGCUGACCGGAGAAUGGGCAUGGCGGACACAGGGAACGCUUCCACCUGGGUCUACUCUUGUUCCUGUCUUGCUUGGCUCCGAUAAGACUCAUCUCACUGUCUUUGCCGGUGAUAAGAAGGCUUGGCCGUUAUAUUUGAGUAUAGGGAACAUCAAAUCCUCUGUUCGUAACAAACCCAGGAACCGUGCUUGGUGUAUGUCGGUGAUUCUAGAACCCUUAAAACACAUACCAACAAAUGGUCUACCCAUGACCGACUCUGUAGGCGCUGUGCGUCUCUGUUUCCCGAGACUGGCGGCUUACCUUGCAGAUUAUCCCGAGCAAGUGCUCAUCAAUGUCGCUCGAUCCAACGCUUCGCCCACGACGACUGCAUCUUAUCGCAAUCUGGGGGACCCCUUCCUUUUUCCUCCUCGGACUAGGGAUUACAUUGUUCAAGCAAUAAGCCAAGUCAAAGCAAAAGUGGAUCCCGCUAAUGUUGGAGCGUAUCAACGAGCAGCCAAGAAGAUUGGCCUCAAUGGAGUAGAUCAACCAUUCUGGAAAGACUUGCCGGGUUAUAUGCCGAAUGUUUGUGUUGCACCUGACAUCCUACAUGGGGUGCAUCGCUUCUGGCGUGACCAUGUCCUCGAUUGGGUAAUUAACCUUGUAGGGGCGGAAGAAUUGGACAGACGU